This is a messenger RNA of Helobdella robusta, 468 nucleotides long. RefSeq lists its product as hypothetical. NCBI's taxonomy places the organism in Eukaryota, Metazoa, Annelida, Clitellata, Rhynchobdellida, Glossiphoniidae. The coding region runs from base 1 to 468 and encodes 155 amino acids. Gene Ontology annotation, molecular function: transcription cis-regulatory region binding; DNA-binding transcription factor activity, RNA polymerase II-specific. The transcript has 3 exons. The record is from RefSeq and is a predicted model, not a curated record. Gene Ontology annotation, biological process: regulation of transcription by RNA polymerase II.
AUGGAAAAGUUUGACAAACCUCCGUUCUCUUACAGCUGUUUGAUAGCUAUGGCUCUUAGAAACUCUGAAAAUGGUUUCCUACCUGUCAGCGAGAUAUAUAGCUACAUAAUAGACAAGUUUCCAUACUUCAAGACUGCUCCAGACGGAUGGAAGAACUCGAUCCGUCACAAUCUCUCCCUAAAUAAAUGUUUUCAAAAAUUGGAGACGCCUUCGUUGAAUGGGGCGACUAGAAAGGCCUGUCUCUGGGGACUCAACGAGGCCAAAGUCUCUAGACUGAAUGACGAAAUCUCCAAGUGGAUCAAGAAGGGAAAUGAUUCCAAUAGUGGUUGGGCUAUGUGCAUGUUUGCGUGUGUGUGUGCGUGUGUGCGUGAGUGGUCUCCUUACCUACGUGCAUGUUUGUACGUGUGUGUGAGUAUUUUUGCUGGUGUGAGUAUUUGUGCGUACGUUUACGAGUGUGUUGUGUACUGA